Daphnia pulicaria is the source of this 2561-nucleotide messenger RNA. It is a transcript of the gene Rcd1, whose product is annotated as KAT8 regulatory NSL complex subunit 3-like. The transcript has 13 exons. Gene Ontology annotation, biological process: positive regulation of transcription by RNA polymerase II. Gene Ontology annotation, cellular component: NSL complex. NCBI's taxonomy places the organism in Eukaryota, Metazoa, Arthropoda, Branchiopoda, Diplostraca, Daphniidae. The record is from RefSeq and is a predicted model, not a curated record. The coding region runs from base 76 to 2241 and encodes 721 amino acids.
GCACAACCUUUCUCAUAAUAAACAGUCUAGCGUCUAAAAGUCGCGUGGUCGCGUGUCUCUGAUUUUAACUACUAAAUGGUAGUUAAAGCAAUGGAAGAUAGUCGGGAGGCUUCGAUUUCUUGUAGGAAUAUACCUAAUGGAUCGGGUACCGAACCUAGCCCAGUACAACUGGAUCAUUGCUAUGCUAAACCAUGGAAUUGGCGCCAAGAAAUGGCCCAUUGUAAACCUAUACGUGUUCUUUUUGCAGAGAAUAGUUCUCCUGUUUGUGAUGAUGUGAUAGAUGUUGAAGUCCCUUCUCCCGUAAAACACCACUCUAUCCUAGAUACUGAACUCACUGACAAAAAUUAUGUGGAAUCAGUGCAGAAGUUGAGUCUUCUUUCAACAGAUGAAAAUAAUUCAGAUUGGGAAGAAACGGUCAAAAGAGAUGGAUGGACUCCAUUGCAAAAUCGAAUUUUUAAUAAGGUUGUAAAAUUGCUUAUUGCAGACAACAUGGCAAAACUAGCUACUGAAAAACUUGAAAAUGAAGCUAUCCAAAAGAAAAUCAAUGUGGAAGGUUCUGCCAAAAAAUUGAGAAUAAUCCUCUCCUCAGUGUCAUGGGAUGUGAAGAUAACUCAGUGGCUGCAUUUGACACUAAUUGAACAUCUAAAUCAAGACUAUUUGUUGUGUUACAUAAACAUGCUACAAGUGCUCCAGAGUAGAGUGCCUACCUUGGUUGAUCGAAUACUCAACACCCCUCUUACUAACAGCAAGCUUUUGGCUUUAAACAACCAAAUCCUGAAUUUUGUUGUUAGCAAGCCUUGGGAGCCUGCUUUGAAACCCAAUGUUUCAGCAACUACCAAAGCUCCACCUGUAACACCAUUCAUUAUUAUGGUACCUUCAGGAACCAAUAAUUACAAUUCUUUAUCAAGUAUGAAUGGGUCAAGGCGCUUUCAAACCUGGCACAACCUACUACAGACUCUUGGAAGAGUAACAACUGUUUCUCUCCAGACAUCAUCGACCCCACAAACACUACCCCUACCUAUGUUUGUUGAGGCCAUCAUCAAUGCUACGGUACAGAAAGUCCAAGAGCUGAAAGCUGGCUGCCCGAGUCGCCCGAUCGUUCUUGCAGGUCUUCAGCAAGGGGCAUUAAUAGCCGCACAGGUCGCCUAUAUGGAACCUGUUACGGCGCUACUUUGUUUAGGCUUCCCACUUUUCUGCGUUGAUGGCAAACGAGGCGAACCUGAUGAUUUCAUUCUAGAUAUAAAAUGUCCUACAAUGUUGAUCGUAGGUCAAUCUUCCUCGACGUGCACAGUAGACGGAAUAGAGCAGUUUAGACACCGUAUGAAAGCUGAAUCUUCUCUCAUAGUUGUAGACGGUGCUGUUGAUUCGUUAAGAAUGCUAAAAUGGAAAAAGAAACUACAAAAUGUUACCCAGUCGAUGGUGGAUACCUGUAUUUUGGAAGAAAUAUCAACUUUCUUUUCAGCAGUUUUGACCCAAGUACCUGCUCCAGGUUCUGGGAAAAAGAGUCCAGUUGAGCGAAAGUCUGAUGCCACAUCACUUAAUGCUGGACUCACGAAAAGGCCUAGGCAUCAAGUUGACGCGGAUGAUUCACCCCAUUCUGCAUUGAGUGGUCAUAACUAUUCUCAAAGUACUCCGUUUGCCCCACCAUGGAAGGGUCGCAGUGGAACUGGGCUUCGAGUGCGAGGUGGACGAGCAGGGCCCGGACACACAAGCAGACUUCCAUAUCAAAGAGCAAUCUCCGAAAUUUCGCCAUCCACUCCAAAAGGUCGACUUGCACGUUCCUUGAGUACUCAUCGUGCGCUACCAACGUCAACUGACCAUUUACCACCUCGUGGGUCUUCACAGCGAGCAAAUAUUUCCAAUUCUUUGGAUAGCGUGGAAAUUGAUUGCAAGUCGAGCGUCGGUAGUUCUCAAGGAUCGCCCAAAGAGGAAGGCUUUCAGCCUCCGAUGGAAUGCAAGGGAGGCGGCGAUAGCUCCGAGACAGAAUCGGCUCCUCCUGCCGAUGAUGAUGAUGAGAUUAUGGAAGAUUUGCGCUUUUGCAAUGAGUUUAUGUCUAAGCAACAGCACAGCCAAACACCUCAGAAACUAGACGACAGCAUGCAAGACGAUGAUUUCUGUCUCAAAUACAGUGGCGACGAAGCUGAUGAUUUACCUCUAGUCGACGUUUGCCGGCGACUAAGUGCUGAGAAUCGCAACCGGAAUCUAAACAGCAAGAACCAACCUGCGGAUCCACCGGAGUAGAUAACACCCCCGUCGUAACUAAAUAUUUUUUGUGUACCUCACGCCCGGUCUUACGGAAAAGCACUAUGAAAAUAACUAUCCCAGCAUUGUCAAUUAUCUUUACAUUUCUCCCGAUUUUGUCUCCUCCAGCGUCUGACAAAACUCGAAAAUGAAAGAGACCCCCCAAAAAAAGUCUUUUGUCUGAAUAACGAAGCUUCUUGUUGACGACUUCUUUAUUCCAAUGAUAGAAGCACAGAAAAUGCAGGUGGAUGUUUUCUUCUUUAUAGGAAUGAAUUGUAUUUAUAUCGUAGUUGAAAAAAAAAAAUGUAUUUGAUACCAUU